Molecule: messenger RNA, 3360 nt
Organism: Cajanus cajan (pigeon pea)
Lineage: Eukaryota; Viridiplantae; Streptophyta; Magnoliopsida; Fabales; Fabaceae
Product: receptor-like kinase TMK4
Biological process (GO): protein phosphorylation
Molecular function (GO): protein kinase activity; ATP binding; protein binding
Source: RefSeq, a predicted model, not a curated record
AUUAAGCAAAAUAGCAUUUCAUUCUAAAAAGAAUUUAGUGAUGUAAGAAAAUAGACGUAAGUAUUUAUGUAUGAAAUUCUUGCUUUAAUUACCGAACCUGACAUUGGUGAUUUAAAAAAAGAAGCAAAAAUAAUUGUGUCAUGUCACCAAUGUGAUGAGCCUGAGGUUGGCGCAGUUAUGAGUUAUCAUCUUCUCUGCUUCCAUUCUCUUGGACUGUACAAAUACAAACCAAACACCACACAUUCUCCCAAAUCUGAAUGGCUGCCCCCAAAUUAAAACUCCAAACCCUACUCUGUAAGCUCUUUCUGCUUCUCUCCGUCGCCUGCACCGCCACCGCCGAUGACGCCGCCUUCAUGGCCAAGCUGGCGAAGGCGCUGAGCCCCACGCCCUCGGGCUGGUCGGGGAGCAGCUUCUGCGACUGGAAGGGCGUCAAGUGCAGCGCCAACCGCGUCACCUCGAUCAGCCUCGGCUCGCAGAAACUCACCGGAACGCUCCCUCCGGAUCUCAACUCGCUCUCCCAACUCACCACCCUCUCUCUCCAGCACAACGCGCUCGGCGGCGCGUUGCCCUCACUCGCCAACCUCUCCAUGCUUGAAACCGUGUUCCUGGACGCCAACAACUUCACCUCCGUCCCCGACGGCUGCUUCCAGGGCCUCACCAGCUUGCAAACCCUAAGUAUGACCGACAGCGUCAACCUCGCGCCCUGGACGCUUCCUGCCGAGUUGACUCAGUCCACCAACCUCGCCAACCUCGACCUCGGUAACACGAACCUCGUUGGCUCCUUACCUGAUGUGUUCGACUCGUUCGUGAGUUUGCAGGAACUUCGUCUCUCUUACAACAAUCUCACUGGGGUCUUACCCAAGUCCUUCGCGGGAUCUGGGAUUACGAAUCUAUGGCUCAACAAUCAGAAGGACGGUUCUGGGUUUUCAGGUCCCAUUGACGUGCUUUCUGGGAUGACUCACUUGUCUCAGGUUUGGCUUCACAAGAACCAGUUCACGGGUCCCAUUCCGGAUUUGUCAAAUUGUACUAGUUUGUUCGAUCUGCAGCUUCGGGACAACCAGUUAACCGGUGUGGUUCCACCUUCUCUCAUGUCACUUAGAAGCCUUCAGAAUGUUUCUCUGGAUAACAACAAGCUUCAGGGUCCUGUUCCUUCCUUUGGGAAAGGUGUGCAGUUCACUCUCGACGGGAUCAAUAGCUUUUGUAGGAAAGAUGCUGGACCCUGUGAUUCUCGUGUCACCACCAUGCUUGAUAUUGCGAAGGAUUUCGGGUAUCCCCUUAAGUUGGCGAAUUCCUGGUCGGGGAAUGAUCCUUGUAAUGAUUGGAGUUUCGUUGUGUGUGCGGAGGGGAAGAUUAUUACGGUGAAUUUGGCUAAGCAGAAUUUGACGGGAACGAUUUCACCUGCGUUUGCUAAUUUGACUGAUUUGAGGAACUUGUAUCUUAGUGGUAAUAAUUUGGAAGGUUCAAUCCCGGGGAGCUUGACGAGUUUAGCCCAGCUUGAGGUUCUGGAUGUGUCUAAUAAUAAUCUAUCCGGUGAUGUUCCCAAGUUCUCAAGCAAGGUGAGGUUCAAUGCUGCAGGUAAUGAUUUACUUGGGCGUUCUGGUGGUGGUGGCGGUGGAACUACACCGUCGAAGGGUUCUGGUGAUGCACCGAGUGGAAGUCCAAACGCGGGGUCGAGUGGUUCUUCACUUUCAUCUGCUUGGAUUGCAGGUAUUAUUAUUAUUGCUGUGUUUUUUGUUGCGGUGGUUGUGUUUGUCUUUUGCAAGUGUCAUGCUAAAAACCGGCAUGGGAAGUUUGGGAGGGUUAAUAAUCGGGAAAAUGGGAAAGGAGAGGUUAAGAUUGAUAUGAUGAGUGCGAAUUCCAAUGGAUACGGUGGUGUUCCGAGCGAGUUGCAAAGUCAGGGAAGUGAGCGUAGUGAUCUUCAUGUUUUUGAGAGUGGGAAUGCUACUAUUUCGAUCCAAGUUCUUCGGCAAGUAACUGAAAAUUUCAGUGAAAAGAACAUUUUGGGCAGGGGAGGAUUUGGGGUAGUUUAUAAAGGGGAAUUGCAUGAUGGAACUCAGAUCGCUGUGAAGAGGAUGGAAUCUGUUGCUACGGGGAGUAAGGGAUUGAAUGAGUUCCAAGCAGAGAUUGCAGUUCUCACUAAAGUAAGGCACAGGCAUUUGGUGGCUCUUUUAGGAUAUUGCAUUAACGGCAAUGAAAGGCUUUUGGUGUACGAGUAUAUGCCUCAAGGGACACUAACGCAACACCUGUUCGAUUGGCGUGAUCAUGGCUGUGCUCCCUUGACCUGGAAACAGAGGGUAGCGAUAGCUUUGGAUGUAGCUCGGGGUGUGGAAUACUUGCACAGCUUAGCUCAGCAAAGCUUCAUUCACAGGGACUUAAAACCCUCCAACAUAUUAUUGGGUGAUGACAUGAGAGCCAAGGUUGCAGAUUUUGGUUUGGUUAAAAAUGCACCAGAUGGGAAGUAUUCUGUUGAGACACGGUUAGCUGGAACAUUUGGAUAUCUGGCACCUGAAUAUGCAGCUACUGGAAGAGUGACGACCAAAGUAGAUGUAUACGCAUUUGGAGUAGUUUUAAUGGAACUGAUUACUGGUAGAAGGGCAUUGGACGAUACUGUGCCUGAUGAAAGGUCUCACUUAGUUUCCUGGUUCCGUAGGGUACUAAUUAACAAGGAGAACAUCCCAAAGGCAAUUGAUCAAACACUUGAUCCCGAUGAGGAAACCAUGGAAAGCAUAUAUAAAGUGGCUGAGCUAGCAGGCCAUUGCACUGCUCGUGAACCAUACCAAAGGCCUGAUAUGGGGCAUGCAGUGAAUGUCUUGGUUCCUCUGGUAGAGCAAUGGAAGCCUACCAGCCAUGAAGAAGAAGAAGGUUAUGGCAUUGACCUUCACAUGAGCCUUCCUCAAGCUCUGCGAAGAUGGCAAGCCAAUGAAGGCACUUCCACAAUGUUUGACAUGUCCAUCUCACAAACUCAAUCAAGCAUUCCCGCAAAACCUUCAGGAUUUGCAGACUCCUUUGAUUCAAUGGAUUGCCGGUGACAAAAAUGAUAAACGGGAUAACAUCCAAUUGCUUCUCAGGUGGGAGGACCGGAAGAGAACAUUGUUAAGCUGUUUUGAUCUCGCAACAUCACUGAAUUGUAUCACACAAUUUAUUUAUUUUUUAAAUGUUGAUUUUUUUUUUGUUCUUGCAAUCUCCUUUUGUACAAGUCUGAGAUGUCCUUUGUUAAUUUUUUAAAGCUAACGAAUUGGUUUUAGUUGAUGGUUGGGUUAUUAGAUGAGAAGUAUUAUAGAAAUGUUAAAUUGUAUGAUAUUUUCCAACAUUUUUUUCAAUCAGAAGAAAAUUGAUUGCAUUUAGUUGUUUUAUGGCCAA